Messenger RNA from Ostrea edulis (European flat oyster), 3430 nucleotides. Its product is annotated as retinoic acid receptor alpha-like. The transcript is spliced from 8 exons. Gene Ontology annotation, molecular function: RNA polymerase II cis-regulatory region sequence-specific DNA binding; zinc ion binding; nuclear receptor activity. Gene Ontology annotation, biological process: positive regulation of transcription by RNA polymerase II; cell differentiation; hormone-mediated signaling pathway. The coding region runs from base 217 to 1755 and encodes 512 amino acids. The record is from RefSeq and is a predicted model, not a curated record. NCBI's taxonomy places the organism in Eukaryota, Metazoa, Mollusca, Bivalvia, Ostreida, Ostreidae.
CAACACAAAAACAUAAUAAAUCACCACAACUGGCAACAAUAUUACUGAGCAGUAAUCUUAUUCAGAGAAUGAUUAGUUCAUCUGUACCUUGAAACCAGUCGUUGAUCCGUGAUAUCUGUGAUCUAAUCCUUAAAGUAGGUCAGAAUAAGCUUGUAAUAGUAACUGUCUCAGCUCAGGCCUCCAUGACCUUCUGUUUCUAUCUUGAUCCAGUUAAAGAUGGAUGCUGAGAGUGGGGGCUCUGCUCUCUCUAGUCCGUCUGAUGCAACAAUGUCUGAUGGAGCCAGUCCACAGGGGAGAAAAAUACAAGACCUCAAAGAGGAGGUCAUGUACAGCGUUGAAUAUGGAAAUAUUAAGCCAUAUUUCACAACAGGCUCAGAACUUAAGAAAAAUAUGGACUUCAUACCCCUGAGUUCCCAGAAAGUGGCUGUCUCCCCUCAGCACUUCAUUGAAGAGGAGUCUGUACGAGGACCUUGCAAUAGCAGUACUGAUGUCAUGACAGAUAGCCCUGCCUCCAGCAGCAUAGAUUCCAGUCAGGCCAGCCCUGACUCUGUCAUGCAGAAGUCCCCGCAGUCUUCUGCUCCGCUUCUCCCUCCAUGUAGGGUCUGUGGGGAGAAAGCCUCGGGAUUUCAUUAUGGAGUCAACACCUGUGAGGCUUGCAAGGGAUUUUUCCGACGAAGUUUGAGAAGACAGACUGAAUACAAAUGUGUGAAGAGUGACAGGAAUUGUGUGAUAGCACCAGGAAAGAGGAAUGGAUGCCCGCUAUGUCGCUACAAUAAAUGUCUGGCUGUCGGAAUGUCCAAGGAAGCCAUCAAGACUGGAAGAUAUACUCAUGAAAAGAGGACCCAGGAUAUUCGAGAAAUCAAAAGGUUACAGAAUCAUGUGGAAGUAAAGGAGGAGGUCGUAGAACUUCCUGAGGAGAAGCUGCCAGUGCCCGUGGUAAAUGAAGAGUUUGAGAAUCUGUCGGAGCACAUCCACAAUGCUCAGAAGACAAUGUAUGGUCCUGCUUUAGCCUUUUGGAACAAUCAAAAAGCAAUUGUGAAAUUGACCACUGAUUAUGCAGAGGCUUUCAGAUUGAAAGCAGAGAUGUUUGGAAGUAUGAACAACUUGUCUAAAGAGGAAUACCAGCAGUUCUACAACCAGACGGGAAUAGAUGUGGACAACAGAAUGAUGUUAGUGUCCAAUUUCGCCAACACCAUGGAGAGAAACAUCACCAAGUUUGUCUCCUUCACCAAGAUGAUUCCAGGAUUUGCGACACUUCCUGUGGAGGAUCAAGCCAGUCUUGUCAAAUCUUCAAGAUUUGAGUUUUGGAUAUUUGGCUUUUGGAAGUUCAUCAAUGUAGAGAGUCGGGUACUAACAGGUCCAGCCAUGAGAUGCUAUCAUUCCACAGAACUGUGUAAUGUCUGGGAUAGAGAUUUUGUAUCAGCUCUAUUUAACUUUGCACAGACUUUGCACAAUCUACAAAUGACUGACAUGGAAAUCGCAUUAGUUCGAUGUAUCUGUUUAACAUAUACAGACCGAUGUGAUUUAAAAAGUCCAGAAAAGGUAGAAGAAAUCCAGUGGAAAAUGAUUAUGUGCCUUAAGUAUGUCGUGGAGAAAAAUCAUAUGAAUUCAGAACAUUAUUUAUCUCGAAUACUGGACAGGCUAGCAGCAGUCCGAAAUCUGACAGACUGGAGCAACAAGAUUGCACAGGAAGUUAAACUGGAUUGGCCAAUCCUCCAGAAACAUCCGUUACUUCUGGAGAUGAUGUCCAUGUGAUCAUACUAAACAGCGUCUCAUCAUCGUGGGAUAUUAAGGGACCCUGUAGUCUGUGAACUUGGACAAAUCAGAGUUUGAGCUACAUGCAUACUGUGUUCCUCUUUUCAUAUAUACAUUUUUCAUCGAUUCAAAAUAUAUUGAGUAUCUUCGUUUCCGUUUAAAAAUAUAUUUUGAACUUGGUCUGCAAGAUCUGGUCUAAAUAUGGUGUAGGGACAUAUCUAAAACAGUCCUUCACUUACAUCUACAUCCAUGCAACAGGUCAUUGCUACAUUUAAAUGUCCAUUAGGUGACCAAUCAUUUAUUGCUUAAAUUAGUUUAAAAUUACACAAACAUGAACAACAUAAAGUCUACAAAUCUGACAUCAUUUUUCCAUAUGUGUUCAGAUUUGAAUUUGUACAUCAUGAGAGCAGGGUAAUCAUGUGUUGGUCAGCAUCCAAUCAUACAUUUACAUUAUGUUUGGACAUAUCUCUGUUGCGUAGAUGUUAUGGGGGUUGAUAUCAAUUUUUCUAGUUUUCUUGUUUUAGUGCUUUCUAAAUGUGAGUGCAUUAAAAAAAAUGCUGAUAGCUUUAAUCAAAAUGUGCAUAGAAUACUUUAUUCCUAGCCACAGAUGUAUCUUUAUAUAUAUGUAUAUAUAUAUAUUUUUGUCCAGAUGAUAUAUACAUAUAUAUGUUGAUUUUUCUUUGUUUUGACUUCAGAGUAUUUAUAGUAUUGCAUGCGCAUGUGUCAUUCUGAUUUGAUGUGCAUGUGAAUCUAGACUGGUAAUCACCUCUGUUUAAAAUACAUUAUGUUUUGAAAUUACAUGUACAAGGUAUAAUGUUUUUGAAAGAUAAUUUAGUUUAAGAAAAUGUUGUUUUAAUAUAUAUUGUGAUGAUGAAGUGGUGAUGUGCUAUGGAAAUGGAAUGCUGGUCAUUUUUUUUUCCCUGUAGUACGACAAGGAUGGGUGCUAAACGUUGUGUAUAUUAGUGCUGAGAGUAGAAUAGGUGGUUAAUAAUUUGCUUUGCUGCUUAGAAUUAUUAUUUCCAGAUCAGUCACAUGUCAAGUAGCAUUUUGUAGUUUUGGUAUGUAAAUUACAUGUGCUGGUGAAGAAACUUUUAAAAGAUUCUGUAGUUUUAUGCCAUACUAGUAAUAGAUAAAAAACAAAAACACAUUUACAAUAUAUAGAGUGUAUAUAUACAACGUAUUUUCCAAGAGUAAGCAUAACAUAUGAACUAAUUCUGAUCUCGAGUCUAAAUAGUACAUUAUUAGUACCCCUCUGUGGUGAGGAUUAAUGUAAUUACAAAUUAAUUAAUGGUACAAGGUAAGCAAGCUGUGAUAAUGUUAGCAUUGAAUGAGAUGAGAAUUCAUUAUGUUACAUUUCAUUGUUACUAUAAUCACGUUCUCAUGUUGUGUACAUGUAUUGUAUAUUUUCUACGAAAACAAUAUACAUGUACUAUUUUAGAGUGAACACUUUACUGCAUAUAAAGUCAAAGAAGAAAAUGGAACCCAACUCUACAUAUGUUUCAGCUAGUUUUGCAGCUUGUCAUUUUUUCUCUCUUGAGAAGUGCACUACUGUGUGGAAAAAAAAGCCCACUGAAAUGACAUUCAUUUUUUUUUUUUUUUUGUCCCUGAAUUUCCGUGUUCCUGUAUCACAGACCUGUCUUGUUUUACUUAAACUAUUAAAAAGUCUAAAAAUGUA